GAAAACGCAGAAAACAUGUACUACUUCUCAGAGCUCGCCCUCACUCUCAACGCCUGGGAAGGGGCACUGCACCCACAGACAGCCGGUUGCGGCCUGACCAGAGACUGAUGGAAAAUGGGCGCUGGGAUGAAGCAAAUGCUGAGAAGCAGCGCCUGGAGGAAAAACAGAGACUUUCCAGGAAAAAGAGAGAAGCAGAAGCUAUGAAAGCCACUGAAGAUGGUACACCAUAUGACCCCUAUAAGGCCCUGUGGUUUGAGCGGAAGAAGGACCCUGUCACCAAGGAGCUAACCCAUGUUUAUAGGGGUGAAUACUGGGAAUGUAAGGAAAAGCAAGACUGGGGGCUCUUGCCCAGACAUUUUCUGAAGCGGCUGUAA
Phodopus roborovskii (desert hamster) is the source of this 374-nucleotide messenger RNA. Its product is annotated as oxysterol-binding protein 1-like. The transcript has 2 exons. The annotation marks the transcript as partial. Gene Ontology annotation, cellular component: cytosol; intracellular membrane-bounded organelle; membrane. Gene Ontology annotation, molecular function: sterol binding. Lineage: Eukaryota; Metazoa; Chordata; Mammalia; Rodentia; Cricetidae. The record is from RefSeq and is a predicted model, not a curated record.